AUGGCAGGGGGCAACUUGUACCGCGAAUUCAUGAAAAUCUGCAGCGUUUGGCCUGUUGAUCCCGUCAGGAGCGGCAAAUGCCUCGGCGAGUUCGUACGGCGUAAGGUGGCCGAAGAGUUCCGGCAGAGCGAGCAGACCGUCGUGCAGGACCCUCAGGAGUGCGGACGUCGGUUGGACAGCCUGCGUGCCCUUGCCUCUGAUCGGUACGCCAGGCAGUACCCGAGGAUCUCCGCGUCGUCUGCUUUGGGGCUCACGCGCGCCGAGUGCGCCAAGGUGAUCGUCGAUAGCCUGCACACUGCCCAAGGCGCGAAAGAGGAGAAAUCGCUGCUGGAAAAUCUGAAAGAGAGGCUCUCCUUCAAGACCGACAUCCCCGAAUCGUCGCCUCCGGAAAGCAAGAAGUGA
Dermacentor silvarum is the source of this 402-nucleotide messenger RNA. RefSeq names its product ubiquinol-cytochrome-c reductase complex assembly factor 2. Bases 1 to 402 code for a protein of 133 amino acids. The record is from RefSeq and is a predicted model, not a curated record. Lineage: Eukaryota; Metazoa; Arthropoda; Arachnida; Ixodida; Ixodidae. Gene Ontology annotation, biological process: mitochondrial respiratory chain complex III assembly. Gene Ontology annotation, cellular component: mitochondrial matrix. The transcript has a single exon.